Molecule: messenger RNA, 3298 nt
Organism: Topomyia yanbarensis
Lineage: Eukaryota; Metazoa; Arthropoda; Insecta; Diptera; Culicidae
Exons: 9
Coding region: 888-2606 (572 amino acids)
Molecular function (GO): carbohydrate binding
Source: RefSeq, a predicted model, not a curated record
UUUGGGCUCAGUUACAUCACAGGAUUCGUCGCGAGCGCAUCGUUCUGGACCAAUCGCGGUAAAUCAACAGAAACGGGGACUAAGUGCUUGUGGUGUUUUUGUUACCCGCCGCAUAACGUACGAUUAUGCUACUGAGUGAUAUACUCCAUGUUCAAAGCCCGUUCUGGAGUGACGGGGAUUAAGGCGCUAUUGUUAUUAUACUUUCGCUUCUACAUAUUUCAUCGACGUGUGUUUUUUUGGGACGAUGAAGAGAGGAUUUAGUGUGUUAUCCCCAUUUCCACUCGAGCAACAUCUGCUUUCGCAUUAUGUGGUGCAGCGCAUUUGCAGUGUGGCGUGAGUGAUAAAGUUCAAAGUGAUUGAUGAGCUUUUGAUGUGCGAGAUAUUCCGACCUUACCUAUUGUCAUGAGAGGGUAAGGAAUGCAGCUUGUCGUCAGCUACCGUGUGCAACUACAAAUUGCGGUAAUGGAUCAUUUGCAGUUGGUGAGCUAUGUCGCCACGACCUCAGCGCUAGUGGGGAACAUGUGCAGAGGAAGUGCAUUGCAAUAAAAAAAUUGAUAAAGCCAUUUUCGGCGAGUCGCACACAAAGAGAAGCGUGGAUGGGGUAUAACGUGAUUCAUAGUGCGAAAAAUUGUGGAAAAAUGAGAAGAAUAAUUGCUAACCGAUGAUUCAUGGUGUGGUGUUCUUGUUUUUUGUAUAAUCAAUAUGUAUGUUUGCAUAUACAUUUAUUAACGAGAAUAACAACGAUGGUGGUGUUCAGGGAAAAUGAUAAAUUGAAUAAUUGAAAGCUUAGAGUGAGAUAGUGCGCUUUGUUACGAUCGUUGGAUUAACGACCAGGCGUUGGUUGAAAUGGCCAUACUUUUAGAAGGAUAUUGUGCGUGACCGGAAAAAUGGAACCACGGAUUAUCAGCGGAUUUUGCGGAUUAUUAAUCAUUUUACCCUACAUUUGUGGGGAUGAUUUAGGGCUGCUCUCCAGCACUCUACGUGCAUUUCGACGAACAAAUUGUGAAGACGAGCUGAUGAAUCUUUCCUGCCCGAUUGGCACCAGCAUCAGCGUAGAGCUGGUGCAGUACGGAAGAACAGAAGAAAAUUCUUCGCUGUCAUGCUCUUUCACUGACAGCAACCGUGAAAGCCGCUACUCCGUAGAGUCGACCACGCUGGCAUCGGACAGUCCUUUCAUCUUAGGCAACGUGUCAUUUGCGCUAAUGGAACCCAGCCUCAACGACACUGUCCUGCCUGAUAAAGUGAAAAGCAAAUGUACGCAGCAUUACGUGCUACAGUACUCAAUCCUGCAAAUCGUGGUCGAAGCAUGCCAGAAGAAGCGCAAAUGUACGUUCCGAGCGACGCCGAAAGAUUUCGAUAGCGCUCCGUGUCCCGGCAUACACAAGUUAGUGGAAGUCAGCCACAUAUGCAGACCGUUCGAGUUUCGGAGCCUGAUUGCUUGCGAGAAGGAUGUGAUUCGAUUGGCCUGCGGUCGUUACACAAGAGUUGCCAUCUAUGGUGCCAGCUACGGUCGCACGGCCUACGAAACUUCGCACUGUACACAAACGGCGGCCUCCAAUGAGGAAACCUGUCUGUCGCCCCACACCAGUCUCACACUGACAGAGAUUUGCCAGGGGCGACGAAAAUGUACGGUAGCCGUGGAAGAAUCAACCUUCGGUCAACCUUGUCCUGCCAACGUUCGGGUCUCGCUGAAAGUUGUUUACGCAUGUGUAUCUCGCAAAGUAUUCCGAGAUCGCUAUAUUACGCCAUUGGAGGAUGAUGAAUUGGACGAACAAUUCGAACUCAAUGAGCUAUACGAUGAUGAAUUCACGCCCGCCCCUAAUCAAGUGGAUGAUUCAUCUAGCAGUGGUCAAAUGAGCCAUAAAUUGUCCGAUGAGCUCGAAGCAACAGUGAAGGCUGAGAAUAUUCUCACUCAAAGCAAGGAUGGUAAAACGAACAGCCAGUUCGAUAAUCGUAUUCUAGUUACCGUCGUGGCAGUAAUUUUCUUCGGAUGUUGUCUAUCGAUUGGAGCUUUGGUGGCAUACCGAAUGAGAUUGCUAUCAUCGACAGACCACGCCUGCAUUAAAUAUACUGAAUCAAGUGACCCGCAACAGUCCAGCACGAACAGUAAUCCGCAGAACGAGGACUUCAGCCUGGUCGAAUGCGUUGCGGAAACCAUUCCCGUUGCGGUUAAGAUGAAGCAACCAAACCUCGAGCAUCCAUCAACGUCCAACACGUUUCUGCCAACGUUUAAAGUUUUUAAUCACCCCGAUGCUCUACCCCAGAUAUCGACCACAAUGUUCAUCCUGCCGAAUUAUAUAGUUAGUGAGUCCAGUUUGCGAAGCAGCCAAAAAAUCUCUACAGGUCAAACGGAAAAGGAAAAUCUGAGCCUGGCUUUGACAGAUGUAGCAGUUGCUGCCAGUAGCGGCGUUGAGCCGUAUCCGUGUGCGGCGAACAACUGUGUUCAAUGCAAUCUGCUAGGUUGGCAGGCCGGGGCCGCAAUGGAUGCGGUCGAGCAAAAAUCUGCCUUUCGCUACAAUCAAUCAUUCAAGAUGCCGGCAAGCGAGCGUGAACUCUGCCAACACAAUUCUUUUUUAUGGCUGGGCUUGAGGGUCGGGGUGAUGUAAACUUGUAGGGUAAAGCUGUCAAGAUUGAUUCGAGCACUUGCUAGGGUUCAUCUCCAUCGGACCAUGCAUCAUCACUGGACCAGUAACCUUUGCAUGAUGGACAUGCUCUUAGCUUAGUUUAACACCAUCGGACGUAGUUCUCUUGGCAGUUUUACCCAUUCACAACAAGUAUGCUUACUAUAAGAUGAGAAAGCAAUUAAAAGUUUGUAACUAGAAACCGAUACGACAAAGACCGCAUAUGAGUAUACUUCUGAGGCAGGAUGAAAACAAGAACCACGGGCGUGUCAAUGUACGUGCUCAGAACUGUGCAUCCUCACCACCGAGAGAAAGAUAGAUAAAUAAAGAAAGCCGAGCGAAUUUUUCAGUCAAAUUGUACUACUAUAUAGAUAUGCAUGUCAAGUAACGGAAAAGUCACUCUAUCAUAUAGAGUUUUUCAUUGAAAUUCUGGAACAGUAUAUUGCAUACUUUCAGUCUGUUUAAUAUGUUCGUCGAGAAAGCUAUGCGAACAUAUUUCUUUCGUCAGUUUUCCAUCCAUGGUGAACAUUGGAACCUGACGAAAGCGAAACUUCUCAGCUCGAAAUAACAUGAAUUUUACUCUAGCAAAUAAAAACAAAAUCUGUCCAAAAUUGCAAGCUGUAAAUAAGUGAAUAACAUUAUGCACAUUUCUCGUAUGUGAACAAAAAUAACAAAAC